Colletotrichum gloeosporioides is the source of this 2601-nucleotide messenger RNA. RefSeq lists its product as uncharacterized. NCBI's taxonomy places the organism in Eukaryota, Fungi, Ascomycota, Sordariomycetes, Glomerellales, Glomerellaceae. The record is from RefSeq and is a predicted model, not a curated record. The transcript is spliced from 2 exons. Bases 1 to 2601 code for a protein of 866 amino acids.
AUGUCCGGCCUCGAAGGACUGAGUCUCGCCUGCAACGUCAUGCAGCUUAUCGACUUCAGUCAGCAGACCGUCUCCAUGUGCCGCACCAUAUACGAGAGCGGUAAAUUCGAACCUGGACUCGAAGCACAGGCGAGCUCUUUGCAAGAUGCCUCGUCGGAGGUAAUGACCCUGCUUCGGAGCAAAAAGGUCGCUACGGCAAAAACCACGGGCGCGGAACGGCGCCUGUUGGAUCUCGCACCCAAAUGCAUCCAACACGCGAAGGAUCUCCAGGAAGAGAUUGCGUACCUCACGCCUCGUCAGCCGGGUAGAAUGCAAGCGCUGAUUGCAACCUCAAAGGCCGUUUGGCGGAAGCGCCGUCUGGAACGGCUCAAGGCCAACCUCGCCGAUGGGCAGAAGCUCAUGGAGACAUUGAUCUUGGUCAGAAUAUUCGCAAGAGUGGAAAAGAUGUGCGAGGACGAUCCGACUUCCUUGGCGCGUAUAGAUCAGCGCCUUACAGCUUUCAUUUCGAGAUACUCCGAGGACCACGCUGCCCUUCGAAGGAUCGUGCGGGACGAAUCUGAGGAUAUUCGAGGUCACGUCACCGGAGAAGCGUCCAAAAUCCGGGAUUCUGUUUCACUACACGUCACAGCCAGCCUCAAUGUCUCGGAAAGAUCGAUCAAGCAAAUGGUAUCAACAUCAAGCGUCACCAUCCAGGACAAUUUGGUUCGGGAACUGGAGACGAUCAACAUUGCCGCAAGCAGCGAACGGGAUUACCAACACCUACUUGAGAGCUUGAAGUAUACCGAUAUGAAUGAGCGGAAGAACAGCGUUAGGACAGCACAUUCGCAGACAUUUGAGUGGAUAUUCAAAGAUAAUCCUCGGCGAAUCGACAAGUACUCAGUCGCAGGAAACCAAUCAGAUGUGAUCGAAAUCGCAGGCGUCGACUUCAACGUCAAAGACAACGUUGAGGAGAAUGGCAGUAACGAAGCCACCAAUGUGGCUUCUGAAAAUGGCACCCAAUCAGACGUUGAAGGGAGAGAUAGGAGUAGUGAAGCCUCUUCACAUGACUGCACCCAGGCCCCUCUGUGGGACAACUUCGUUGAAUGGCUUCGGGGAACCGACCGCAAUUUGUACUGGGUCAGUGGAAAGCCCGGGUCCGGUAAAAGCACCUUGAUGAAGUUCAUUGAAACAAGCGAAGAUGCUCUCAAAAUCAUGGCAGAAAAGCAUUCAAACCCCCGGGUUCUCUCCCACUUCGUAUGGAAGCCGGGAAGACCUAUGCAAAGAAGCCUCAAGGGCGUUGUCUGCUCUCUACUUUAUCAAGUCUUGGAAGCGGACAGACGGUCCUGCGUCAGGUUACUAGUCAGCUUCCCGCGGCUCUGCUUCAAAGGCUCCGACACCGAUUGGACGUAUGAGGAGUUAAAGUCAGUUCUGCUCAGCCUCCUCCAGAAUUGCUCGCAGAGGUAUCUCAUUCUAUUGGAUGGCCUUGACGAGAUGGACUUUGCUGUUGACGGCGAAGCCAUCUUGUUACAUCUUUUUGAUGAGCUACUUACGAAUCAACAUGUCAAGCUCUGCGUAUCAAGUCGACCCGAGCCUGUGUUUCAGAGGUAUCUGAGUAAACAUCCCAUGCUCAUGAUGCAAGAUCUAAACAUACUUGAUAUUCGAAAGUACGCGGAAGACACCUUGCGGACGUUGAAAGUUGAAUCAACUGACUUACUCGAUCGGCUUUCUUGGGAAGUUGUCUUGCGUUCAGAAGGUGUCUUUCUUUGGGUGGUCCUUGUACUAGCGAGCGUCAAAAGGGGACUCGGCAAUGGCGAUACUUUGGACAUCAUCUACAGUCGCAUAAGAUCCCUCCCGAGAGAUCUCAAGUUGCUAUACCUGGACAUGUGGUCUCGUUCCAAUGGGGACAGCAUCUACUACAAGCAGGAGGCAAUACUGUACUUUCAGCUUGUCAUGGAGACUGAUGGUUAUCUCAAGUGGUCCAUUUGCAGCCUUCUUCAACUGGCAAUAGCGUCGAAUACGGCUUGGCUGGACAAUUUCGAAGCGCAAUCCAGUAUUCCAAGCAUCCAAGAAGUCAUGGCUCACUGUAGAAAUGUUUUUCAAAAAUUGUCCACGAGAUGUUUGGGCUUACUGCAAGUCCAAACCAUGGAUCUCCAAGAGCUUGUGGACUUCCAAGAUGAUGAUCCUGGCUUUUGGUCAAACACCAGUGUUGGAUUUACCCACCGUACAGCCAUCGAUUUUCUCGUUGAAGACGAGGACGGGAGAAAGAUCCUACAAGGCCACGCCCUCAAGCCAGACGAACUCGUCUCAAAACAAGCCAAGGCCAUCUUAUUGACAGCUUACUUCUUUAAGCCAGAAUAUCAGGCGGCAACAGAAGAGCUCAAUAUGCCACAUCCUUUCAAAAGAGCUUUGAACGUCUGCCACGGUGACAGUGAAGAGCUCUUCAAGGAGAUUAUGUUCCAGGUACCGGGGCAGGACUUUGCGAUUUAUAAGAGGCUCGUGGCCCAAGCUGAGUUCCUGCUGGACGGAGUCGAGGAUGUUGUAGACGGAUUGAAAGCUGCUGGCUACGAGUUCAGUGAGGUGGACACUACUUACGAGUGUUUUCAUGAGCAUGUCCUCUGGUAG